AUGCUACGCUACCAGACCAAGUUACUAGUGGGAGAUUUCCCUCAUGAGCUUGAUGUAGAAGAGAUGGAAGAAGACGUUCCCAAGCGCAAGAACCGUACCAAAGGACGGGUAGGACACACGUGUGUCGGGGGCAUGAGGAAAAGGCAAGAAGCCAACGCGAUAGAAGAUAGAGAAAAGCCUUACGUCUGUGACAUAUGUGGUAAGCGCUAUAAGAACCGUCCCGGGCUGAGCUACCACUACACUCACACACACCUGGCAGACGAGGAAGGCGAGGAAGACUCGGAGCGGCACACCCUGCCCUUCCAGCGCAAAAACAACCACAAGCCUAAGAAAGCGGCAGACGGUUCGGUGAUCGCCAACGGCUACUGCGACUUCUGUCUGGGAGGCUCCAAGAAGACGGGCUGCCCUGAGGACCUCAUCUCCUGCGCUGACUGCGGACGGUCAGGCCACCCCUCCUGUCUCCAGUUCACAGUGAACAUGACGGCUGCGGUGAGGACCUAUCGCUGGCAGUGCAUCGAGUGCAAGUCCUGCAGCCUGUGUGGCACCUCCGAGAAUGAUGACCAGCUUUUGUUCUGUGACGACUGCGACAGAGGCUACCACAUGUACUGUCUGAGCCCCCCCAUGUCUGAGCCACCCGAGGGGAGCUGGAGCUGUCAUCUUUGCCUGAGGCAGCUGAAGGAGAAGGCAUCGGCGUACAUCACGCUUACCUAAUCUGCAGAACCCCCCCUCCCCCUCCCCCUCCACCACCGCCACCACCACCAACUCCCCCACCACCACCACCGCCAGCCCAAGCCCCAGCCCCAACACACACCCACCGCCACUCCGAGAAACCCCCUCCCCCGCUGCCUGACACGACUUCCUCUGAAGACGUCCUUCCUUUCUGACCCUUUACCACUGCAGCAGGCUGGCCCCGCCCCAGGCCGCCAGCCACGCCCCCUUCCGACCUGCCUCCGUCCGGUCCAGCUCACCUAUAGUAUAUGUUCUCUCUCUCUCUCUCUCUCUCUCUUUCUCUCUCUCGUUCUUCUCUCGCUCUCUCUUGCUCUUGGAACACCCCUCCCCCCCGUUG
Molecule: messenger RNA, 1066 nt
Organism: Gadus macrocephalus (Pacific cod)
Lineage: Eukaryota; Metazoa; Chordata; Actinopteri; Gadiformes; Gadidae
Gene: dpf1
Product: double PHD fingers 1
Exons: 8
Coding region: 1-711 (236 amino acids)
Biological process (GO): nervous system development
Cellular component (GO): nBAF complex
Source: RefSeq, a predicted model, not a curated record